AUGUGUGCUCCAUCUAGUCGGUUGGUUGCGCAGUACAAUGAAUCAUUCGCAACCGCUCUUAUUAAACGUUGCUUUCGAUGUCGAUCCAGGGGAGAUUUAGGCUCUUGUAGAGAUCCUUUUACAUUUAAUGCCACUCAAGUCGAAGAUGAAAAGGGUGUAGAAGCAGUGCCUUGUGCCUCCGGGUGGUGUGGAAAAAUUCUUGAAGGUGGAAACAGCUUCAAAGAUGAUGAAUAUGGCAAAGCAACCCAAAGAAUGUGUCUGCAACGAGGACCCGAUGAUGGAGAAGAUAGGUGUGCUUACACGGUUUGGAAUUAUAAAAAGGUAUAUAUGUGUUUUUGUCAAGGUGAUCUUUGUAAUUCAUCUUCAAAAGUGCAGUUGAAUAAUUAUAUUAUUUAUGGACUUUCUCUAGCUACGCUCUUAUUGCAAGCACCACUUUAUAUAAAAUGA
Molecule: messenger RNA, 447 nt
Organism: Ctenocephalides felis (cat flea)
Lineage: Eukaryota; Metazoa; Arthropoda; Insecta; Siphonaptera; Pulicidae
Exons: 3
Coding region: 1-447 (148 amino acids)
Biological process (GO): sleep; positive regulation of voltage-gated potassium channel activity; regulation of synaptic transmission, cholinergic
Source: RefSeq, a predicted model, not a curated record